AUGGUGCAGCUCGACGUGGUCCGCGCUUGCAAUAAAGCACUGAUCAACAAACAACCUGUCACGGCUGUAUUCGUGGGCGGCACUUCAGGCAUUGGGGAGUACUCUUUGCGUGCCCUGGCAGCUCUGCACGGCAGUGGGGGUCAUGGUUUGCGAAUCUACCUUGUCGGCCGGAACCAGAAAGCUGCAGAUACAAUCCUCGCCGACUGCAAAAAGCUGUGUCCCGUAGGGGACUUCCAUUUUGUGAGCGCCAGCGAUCUCGCAUCACUCAGAGAGGUCGAUCGCGUUUGCAGCGAGAUAACGAGAUUAAUCGAGGGAAAUGCCAACCAAUCGAUUGCUAUUGAUUUGCUUGUCAUGUCUCAGGCACUUUUUUCUUUUGGCAGCAAGUUAGAACGUCAAGUGACCACAGAAGGUCUCGACCAGUCCUUGUCUCUACUUUACUACUCGCGAAUGCGGUUUGUCACCCAGCUCCUCCCCCUCCUCACGGCUUCGCCUCUCCCGGGGCGCGUGGUUUCUGUCUUUGGCCCCGGACGUGACACCAAGCUCAUUCAAGACGAUCUUCCUCUUAACAAGCCGGGAAAUUUCAAUUUCACCACCUUGGGUUCUCAUGCGGCGUACAUGACGACCUUUUUCUUUGAGAAAAUUGCGGCAAACAAUCCUGGGCAAAUCUCCUUGUCGCAUUAUUUUCCUAUGCUCGUUAUAACUCCUGCGUUCAAGGGCGAUGGUGUCCCAGGCUGGUUCAAGGGAGUCUAUACGGUUCUGAGCCCUGUUUUCAGACUUCUCAGCGUCAACCCGCAAGAAUGUGGCGAUCGUGUGCUCUUUCACACCUCAGCCCGGUUUCCAGCCCGACCGCCGGACAGCCAGACGCAUUCGGCAAUGGCCGGAAGGGUCACUGUCGCAACAUCGUCGGAUGGAAUUCGUGGAGGUGGUGCCUACAGAGUCAACCACGACGGAGAGGACGUUCCCCUAGGAAAAGGAUACAAAACCAUACGCAAAGACGAAACCCGCGAAAAGGUGUGGAACCACACGAUGACGGUCUUCCGAAACAUUGAGCACAAUGGUCACUUUUCCGGAUAG
Exophiala spinifera is the source of this 1074-nucleotide messenger RNA. RefSeq lists its product as uncharacterized. Gene Ontology annotation, biological process: secondary metabolic process. The transcript is spliced from 2 exons. The record is from RefSeq and is a predicted model, not a curated record. Lineage: Eukaryota; Fungi; Ascomycota; Eurotiomycetes; Chaetothyriales; Herpotrichiellaceae. The coding region runs from base 1 to 1074 and encodes 357 amino acids.